This is a messenger RNA of Puntigrus tetrazona (Sumatra barb), 4782 nucleotides long. RefSeq names its product myelin associated glycoprotein (gene mag). NCBI's taxonomy places the organism in Eukaryota, Metazoa, Chordata, Actinopteri, Cypriniformes, Cyprinidae. The record is from RefSeq and is a predicted model, not a curated record. Bases 414 to 2375 code for a protein of 653 amino acids. The transcript is spliced from 13 exons.
CUGCCCCGCCUGGAGCUUGGUACAGAAGGUAGCAAGAGAGGCCUCCAUCCCAUCCGUAUGUGUGCGUGUCAUCGCGAGUGUUUGUCAUGCUACGCGUUUUCUCUGCUGAUUAAUGCUUCAUUUGAGCCGAGAAGGUCUGGAACCUUUUGUCUGAAGGACGAAGAACAGGAGGACUUUGAAGAACCAGAGCAGGAGCCGAGAAACCAGUCCUUCCCCUUCAGGAGAGCUCAAGAGUGGAAUCUGGAUCUGACAAAUCAGAAGAGAAGCUGAGUUGAUGUGCUGUGAGAGAACGCCCCCUUGUUUGUGAGGGAAGAACGGCAACGGCUUGUUGGAGAGGGAAUUCGAGUUGGUUGCGGUUCAGCACACUCUGCCAGCAGUUCAAGAGGUCUGUGGUCCAGAGUUAAACUGAGACCAUGAAGGGCUUGGAGCUGCUGCUGUUGCCUCUGCUGCUUAUUCUGAAAGAUGUAAGUGCUCAGUGGAACGUGUGGAUGCCCAGAGACAUUUCAGCCAUGACAAACUCCUGUGUGGUUAUACCCUGUUCAUUCACAUACCCCUCCGGCAUCAGGCCCUACAGAGGGGUCCAUGGGAUCUGGUAUUUCGGCCACCCCUACCCCCAGCUUUUCCCCCCGGUGGUGUACAAGUCACGCACAGAUAUUGUUCAUGAAAGUUACAAGGGCCGGACCAAGCUUCUUGGUGACUUGACACAAAAGAACUGCACUCUGCUGAUAAAUAGUGUCGGUGUGGAACAUUCUGGGAGGUAUUACUUCAGGGCAGACCUGGGUGGCGCAAACAUCUACACUUAUCCUGACUUCACAAAACUACAGGUGUUGGAUCAGCCCAACAUCGAUGUUCCAGAGGAAAUCGUUAGUGACCAAAGCCUGGACCUGACCUGUUAUGUCCCAGACAAUUGUCCAGACAUGAGUCCACAGAUCCACUGGAUGUACACAGACUACCUGCCCGACCCUGUUUUCACCCCAGACAACGUCGAGGAGAGCAACACCGCGGUACUGUCCAGCACCCUCACCUUCACCCCCAAACCCAUGCACAAUGGUCAGCUGCUGGGCUGCCGGGUUCAUUACGAAAACACAACUUUUUAUUACGAACGCCUCAUUUCACUGGACAUCAAGUACGCCCCUCGAACUGUGUGGGUGAAUGUGUCUCAAGAGGUAAUGGAGGGAAGUUCGGUGGUCCUGCACUGUGAUGUGGACAGUAAUCCAGCCCCCACAAUAACCUGGUAUUUUGGAGACAAAGAGCUGAUGUCGGAAGUUGCCUCAAACUCCUCGCUGCCUCUGGACAACCUGGGCCCAGAGGAGGAAGGUGUCUAUACCUGCGUUGGUGACAAUGGCUACGGCAGCAUGAACACAUCCAUGUAUCUGGCAGUUAAUUAUCCUCCAAGGGAGCCAUGGAUAAAUGAAUCUCUAACGUUGUUGGAAGGAUCUUCAGUUUCUCUACAGUGCACCAGCAAAGGAAACCCAAUGCCCACAUUGACCUGGCUGAAGGAUGGGGAACUGGUGGGCACUAUCACAGCAGAGGAGGGAUCUGUGCUUGAGCUGCAUGAAAUCACACCGCAGGCUCACGGAGUCUACCGCUGUCUAGCUGAGAAUGAACACGGACGGGCCAGCAACUCACUCAACAUUACGGUGGAAUUUGCCCCCAUCCUACUUGAUGACUCUAAGUGCACUAUAGUCCGUGAGGGCGUUCAGUGUGUUUGCAUUGCAUCGGGAAACCCUGAGCCUGUGAUUGAAUUCUACCUGCCUGACCUCAACAUCACCAUCAACGACACCAACAGCCUGUUUAACUACCGCACAUACUCAGAUGGGUACACAUCCACGGGCAUCAUCAAGCUCCAGGACAAGGGUGAAAGGGGGAACAAUGGAGAUACAGCUGUCCAUGUUCACUGCAGCAUCAGUAACAUGUACGGCUCCGAGACCAUCCGUUUGGAACUGCAGCAGGAGAAAAAGUUCAUGAUGGCCGUCAUAGUGGGGACUAUCGGAGGUGUGGCAGUCAUCGCCUUCAUCAUCGCAGCUGUGAGAUACGUGGGUCAGAAUAAUAAAAAAGAGAAUGGUAACCCUGGGCAGGACGUGGGGUCUAAAGUGGAGAAUCCCUCAAUGUUCUACAGCGCAGUCAAGAAGGACAAACAGAGUCUCAGGAAAAAAGUGCUUAAGACUGAGCUCCUGGGCUCAAAGUUUAACUCCAUCCUAGAGGAAGGCACGGGAGACGACAGUGAUUACCAAUCUGUUGGCCCGAUUGCAGGCAUGGAGAGGCAAGAGCUGAAUUACGCCGCUCUAGAGUUUUUUCACGGACGACACCGGGAGGGAGGCUUCAGGAGGGCUGAUGGUGACGGCAGCGACUACACUGAAAUUAAGGCCAAAUGAACCGCGAUUCUUCCCUGAUGCCUCGGCCAAACGGGACACUGUGGCCACUAGGGCCCAAUAAUCCCACAAAUUUCCUAUUUCACCCAUAUUCAAUGUGGCCUUUUCAGAGGACAGCUGUCUCGAACAGUUAGUGGACAAUGAGUCUGAGUUUGUUUUAGAUUGAAUUCUCGUACGUCUCCAAGGUUCUAGGAACGAUAUGUUCCCGUAUCAGUAAAAGAUACCAUACAAUAGAGUUUCUUUCUAUAUUUAUUCUUGUUUCUGGGUAUUUAUACUCAUUUUUGACUGUAACCAUACCAGAUUUUUUAAUAAUCUCCUGUUUAAAAAGACAGCACUUUCCAAAAGGAAUUGUCUUUUUCCCAAGCGUCACAAUAGAGCUUAAAGUUUGUAGCAAGCUUAUGGGAAAUGGUAUGGUUUGCAGGCGAGUCUCACUCACUAGUGGUCCUUCUCACUGUGUCCGCUGUAAGUCGAAGCAUCAGGGAACGAGGUGCAAUGUGCGCCUCGACAUAAUGUCUAAGCACUAUCCCAACUCUGGGUUUGUCUGGGAGGACUAACACACUCUCUUAAAUACAGCGGUUGUUUCAGUCUUUUUCUGAGUGUACCAGUCUACAUGCACAUUUCAAUAUUCAUCUGCUGAUACUUUUCUCACAUACCCAGAAGUGAUUGUUAAAGGAAUAGUUCUCCCAAAAAAUUGAAAAUCUGCAAACUCACCUUCAGUUUGUUCCAACUGGAUGUCAGAAGAAUCUUCAUUUUCUUUUAGAACGACAAUAGUUCAUAGUGACCACACCUGUUAAAGUAUAAAAAGUCUACAUAGUAUUAAAAAAGAUAAAAAACAUAUUUUAAAAGCACCUAUUUUAAAUUUUUCAAGAGCCCUAAAGCCAUGUUAACAUCAGUGAUGGAAAAACAUCUAAAUGUGAUGCAGGUUUUUUUUUGCAGGACUCAAAUGUAAAAUAUUAAGGUUGUACAGACCACUUUUGUAGCGCCGUUAUGAUGAUUUUGUUCUUUUUGGUGUUCAUUUGUUCCAUAUGGGUUUGGAACAAAACGAGGGUGAAUAAAUAAUGCAAUUUUCAGUUUUGGGACAUCCUUAUUGUUGGUUUAAAGAGACCCAAAAAUGAAAAAAAAAAUGUCAUCAUUUACCGUUUAGUUCCAAAGCCGUAUGGUUUUCUUCUGUGGAACAUAAAAGAAGAUAUUUUGAACAACGUUGGUGGUAGCAUUGAUUUCCACAGCACAGAAGAAACACAAUGGAAGUCAAUGGCUACAUGAACUUAAAUAUCUUUUAUUAUGUUCAGCAGGAUAAAGAGACCCGUACAUGUUUGGAACAACGAGGGUGAGUAAAUGAUGACAAAAAGUCAAUUUUUGGGUGAGCUGUUCCUUUCAACUUAUAUUGUUUUUUACUUUUAAUUUAUACUGUAUCUUCAUUUAUUUGUAUUUGUAAAUGAAAACAGGCCAGUAACUGGAUUCAAAACUGGUUUAUUGAAUGGUUGCUGGAUUUUGUUUGUCCCAACUACUUUGUGCCCUUUUAUUCAGACAUAUAUUUGUUUUAAAUAUGUUCCAAAUACUCUGAGGAGCAAAAUCACCCUGAUAAUAAUUUAGCCAAUCUUAUAGGAUGUAGUAUAUGAUAAUGCCUGAUGGUCAUCCCUGCCCCGGUACACGCUGCAAUCCAAUAUUAAGCUGAUUUGAUAGAAACAGAAGUCGUAUUAAAUAAUGGAUUGUUGUAGCUCAUCCUUUGAAACUCUAUAAGAAAUAACCACAGUUUGGAACAUAUAGGAUGGUAUCGCUUUACCUAAGGUGCUUGAAAUAAAUGUAAUGUUUUAUGUAAUCAUGUAAUCCUCUGGUAAGGUUGUGUCGAUAGAUGUUUGUUAGAUGGUCAGUAUAUGCGAUUAGCCCUCGAAAUGCAAUUUGACUAACAGAUUAAUGAGUCAUUAUGAUAUUAAAUUAAUUGCAUCUUACAUUUAUCAAGCAUUCAAUGCACCUUGGUAAGAUACCAACGUAUGUAAAUACUCUGCAUGAUAUAUAGUUCUGUGUUGUGAAACUUUGACCACACAACAAGAACAUACAUUGUGCAACAAUGGUGUAUAUUUUGCAGGAAGUCACACACAAAAUGACAUUAUAUGUGCAAUUAGUAACACAGACAGUCCAUGUUUGAAGAUAUAUACACAUAUAUUUAUUUGUAUGCAAACAGAUUGGGGGGCGCAUUUGUAGGUCAAACCUAAUUUUUCACUUUGAGUGUUGUAAAGAAUAUUUGUAUGUAUCUGACUGUGUGAUGGCAAUAAUAAUGAACAAAGUAAUGUUGUCUCCUUAUUGACAUAAUAAUGCAGAACAGAAAACCUCCAAUCGUUAUUUAAAUAAUAAUUUAUACGACGUCCUUUGCUUGCUUUCUUUUUGUUUAAUAAAAGUCUCCAGCCUCAAA